Frankliniella occidentalis (western flower thrips) is the source of this 1519-nucleotide messenger RNA. RefSeq names its product geranylgeranyl transferase type-2 subunit beta (gene betaggt-II). The transcript has 7 exons. Gene Ontology annotation, molecular function: Rab geranylgeranyltransferase activity. Gene Ontology annotation, cellular component: Rab-protein geranylgeranyltransferase complex. The record is from RefSeq and is a predicted model, not a curated record. Gene Ontology annotation, biological process: protein geranylgeranylation. Lineage: Eukaryota; Metazoa; Arthropoda; Insecta; Thysanoptera; Thripidae. The coding region runs from base 166 to 1167 and encodes 333 amino acids.
AGUAUGAAAAAUCUCUUCCCCAAAGCAGAAUUAUUCAUGUUUACUUGUCAAUUCAAGAUUCAAGCAGCCACAGAUUAUUUGUUGUGAUUUUUCUCUUUGCACAGCCAGUAAUUUUUAAUACUGUGAUUGUGAUCUUCACUAAACAGCGCAUAAAAUAUUGAUGACAUGGCAAAACCUAUGCGAGAUGUUGUUUUGGCCAAGGAUUUACCAUCAUCAUUGUUGCUUGAAAAACACAUAGAAUUCCUGACAUCCUACGGGACUGAUAAAAACGACUAUGAAUUUUGUAUGACAGAAUAUAUGAGAAUGUCAGGAAUGUACUGGGUGAUGACAGCACUAAAUCUUGCUGGUUGUCAAGAUCGACUACCUGCAGAAGAAGUAAUAUCAGCUGUUGUGAAAUGUCAAGAGGAAUCUGGGGGAUUCAUGGCAAGUCCAGGCCAUGAUGCUCAUAUUCUAUACACCCUAAGUGCUGUUCAGAUUUUGGUGAUGUAUGAUGCUAUUGAUCAAAUCAAUAUUGAAUCUCUUGUAUCAUAUGUUUCUGGGCUUCAAAAGGAAGAUGGUAGUUUUGUUGGUGAUAAAUGGGGUGAAGUAGACACAAGGUUUUCAUUUUGUGCCGUUGCCUGCCUUUCUUUAGUGAAUCGUUUGGAUGCUAUUAAUAUGGAUAAAGCAGUUGAAUUUGUAAUGUCCUGCAUGAAUUUUGAUGGAGGAUUUGGUUCUUGCCCUGGUGCAGAGAGUCAUGCUGGACAAAUUUACUGCUGCGUAGGAUUCCUAUCAAUUACCGGUGAAUUGCAUCGAGUGGAUGCAGAUCUCUUAGGCUGGUGGCUCUGUGAAAGACAGUUGCCCUCUGGUGGCUUAAAUGGUCGACCUGAAAAACUCCCUGAUGUGUGUUACUCAUGGUGGGUACUGUCUUCUCUCAGCAUUUUGGGUCGUCUACAUUGGGUUCACAAGGGCCAGCUUGUGAAAUUCAUAUUAGCAUGCCAAGAUACGGAAACUGGAGGUUUUAGUGACCGCCCAGGAGAUAUGCCAGAUCCCUUCCACACUCUCUUUGGUCUUGCUGCUCUGUCACUGUUGGGUGAGUCUCCAUCCAUCAAACCUGUAGACCCUACCUAUUGCAUGCCUGUGCACUGUUUACAACACCUCAAUUCAAAGCCUCAAAGAUUGCAUAUCUAGAAAAAAAAAACUCUGUGUAUAAUAUGACCCAAAUUUUUACCAGUAUAUUUUACUAUUGUUAUUAUUCAAGUAGGUAGACCAUUGUAAUGUUUCAGAAACCAUUUAAUCACUGUAGUAAACCAGCACAAUCUGCAAUUUCAGAUAAUUAUGGAGUUUUUAAAAUUAGGAUCCUUCUUUUGUAUGCCCAUCAGAGAAUUACUAAUAUGGUUUUGUUGUAAGCCAUAAGGCAUUUCAGACCACAUAUAUGUUCAGUAGAUUUUAUGGUGGACCCUGUUCCUAUUUUCUUACUGUUUGUAUCAUGUUGCUACUAAGAAAUAUAAGGACACAUUCUUAGUUACAUAUAUAUGUAAAA